This is a messenger RNA of Hypoxylon trugodes, 3465 nucleotides long. Its product is annotated as MFS general substrate transporter. The transcript has 9 exons. Gene Ontology annotation, molecular function: D-glucose binding; ATP binding; basic amino acid transmembrane transporter activity. Gene Ontology annotation, biological process: transmembrane transport; basic amino acid transport; carbohydrate metabolic process. The coding region runs from base 1 to 3465 and encodes 1154 amino acids. Gene Ontology annotation, cellular component: fungal-type vacuole membrane. NCBI's taxonomy places the organism in Eukaryota, Fungi, Ascomycota, Sordariomycetes, Xylariales, Hypoxylaceae. The record is from RefSeq and is a predicted model, not a curated record.
AUGGAUACCCCUGCAACUCCUUUUAUAAAGUUCGAUAUUGAGGAUUUCCUCAGACCUCUUUCUAUUGACAAUGCGAAAGCACAUGCCCUGUCGCAUGAAUUAUGCCGGGCAUUUCAGCAUUUAUCCGCACACUCAUUAGAUCAAUUCCUCCCUACCCCAAUAUCUGAAUCGAUUUUACGGCCCACCGCGGGUAGGGAGAAGGGACGCGGUGGUACUAAUUUACGAGUGGGCUUCAUUGAGCUAUUAGGAAAUGAAAUAAAUGUGAAUGGUAACGGUGUUAAUGGCCACUCAGAGACCUCGGAAUCGGAACCACCGCCCAAUCUUCGUCGAGUGCUCGAGAAAUCAUGGCCAAUCCUAGAAGUCCUAAAGAACGAGAACGCCGAUUCACUAUUUAAAUGGAUCGGAAGUUGUAUUGCAGAAGUCGUACGGGAAGGUUGUGGAGCAUUUAAUCUACCUCGUGAUCUCGAACUACCCAUGGGGGUUACAUUCAGUUUUCCGAUGGUGCAGGAGACGUUAGCUGACGCCACCCUUAUGGCGAUGGGAAAGGGGUUUGCGAUUACAUCUCGCCUACACCUCGGGACUCACUUAGUCAAUGGUUACGAGCAGUCAAAGACUCCGGAUUUGCCACCUAUUAAAGUCUCUGCCAUUUUGAACGACGCAGUUGCGACUUUGGUAUCUUUCAUAUAUCAAUCUAAGGAGGAUAGUACCCAUAAAGCAGCGAUGGGUCUCAUAUGCGGGACAGGUAGCAACGCGACGAUACCCCUGAAGAGAAGCACUCUCCACAAAGAUAAGCAGCCUGGAAAAGUCAAAGUUUUAAAUGGAGAUUCGACCGAUGAUAUGAAGAUCGCGGUUAAUACCGAGUGGAGUAUUAAAGGGACAGCACCAACCUUACGGAAAUUUGACUUAAUCAGCCAUUGGGAUACAAAACUUGAUUUAGAAGGCGAAGCGCCUGGGUUCCAACCGCUCGAGUACAUGACAGCAGGUCGAUACCUUGGCGAACUUGGGCGUCUAAUAUUAUUAGAUUACCUUGAACACCAUUUGAAUAUUCCCGCAGACAGUCUGCCACCACGGCUCCUAACGCGAUUCGGCCUCACGACUACUUUUCUGAGCCAUUUCCGUCCCCCGCACUCGGCGAAACUAUUAGAGAAGCUUGAAACUGAAUUUCCACAGUCAACAGGCAAGGCCCCUUUCCAAUGGACAGAAGACAUCGCAAUUGCCUUAUAUAAAAUUUCUAAGGCUAUCGAAGUUAGGGCCGCCGCUAUUGUCGCGGCAUCAAUCGUUGGAUUACUUGCGUGCGCAGGAGAUAUUCCCAUUCGGGAAUCACUACAAGACCACACGAACAACCACACAGCCAAGGUGGAACAAAGCCCGAAGGUGAAUUUGAUUGUCGGAUAUACUGGAGGCUGCAUUGUCCACUUCCAAGAUUAUCUAGCAGAUUGCCAGGAAUUCCUAGACUCAAUCAUAGAGGCAGAGUUUGGGUCCGACGCACCAGUCAGGGUUGUAUUAAGCCCAUGCCAUGAUGGAGGGAUAACUGGCGCGGGGGUUUUAUGUGGUGCCUCUCAGGAACCUGCUCCUAUUGCGAUUCCGGGAAGCGAUGGUGGGUAUGACGAUGGGAGUGGGAGUGAUUUAGAUGCGAAUGAAUCAGAUUUGCUGGUUGCUCGCAGCUUUACUUCGGGGGCGUCGGGGCUUGCGCCGGAGGCUUUUGAAUCGGCGAUGCUUAGGGGGCGUCGUAGGUCACAAAGUACUAUGCGUAGGGCUUCGACUGUUCGGAGUGUGGUGUCUGUGUCACCUAGGCCGAUACAGAACGGACACCGACAUCACCGUGAUUCAGAGGAUCUCGACUCUCCGCUGUCCGAAGAUAGUCUUGAGGAUGACUUGGAGGCAGCACAAUUGGAAAGAUCUAAAUCGGCUCCAACGUUCUUAAUUGAUACCGACCAGCGACGGUUUUGGAUUGUGUUUAUAAGCAUAAUGCUCACCCAUUUUGUAGCAUGUUUUGACGGCACGAUCAUGGCAUCCUCGCAUCCGGUUAUUACGAGUUAUUUUCAUAGCUCCAAUAGUGCUAGUUGGCUUACAACUGCGUUCUUACUUACGAGUACUGCUUUCCAACCCGUGAUCGCUCGCCUUUCCGAUACCCUCGGACGCAAGCCGCCGUAUCUCGCUACCACAGUCAUUUUCGCACUCGCAACAUUAUGGUGUGCACUCGCACAGAGCAUGACGAGCUUUAUUCUAGCUCGAGCUGCGUGUGGUCUAGGUGCUGGAGGUGUGUUGGGGAUGGGCAGUAUUAUCAUUAGUGAUUUGGUGCCGAUUGAACGUCGAGGCGCAUAUCAGAGCUACGUAAAUGUCGUCUAUGGAUUAGCCUCAGCGCUAGGCGCUGCCCUCGGAGGCCUCAUGGCCGAUACUAUGGGCUGGCGCUGGGAGUUCGGCAUCCAAGUGUUCCCUAUCGUUAUAUGCUUCGUGGUAGCAUUUUUUGGUAUUCCGGGCGACCUUGGCUUACAGAAUAAGCACCAGACUUUCAUGGAAGGCAUGAAGACGUUUGACUUUAAGGGGUCUAUACUCCUAACUACUUCUACUACGUUUUUAAUUUUGGGCAUAAAUCUUGGAGGCAACAUUUUGCCAUGGUCUCACCCAUUCAUCAUCGCCUCGCUCGUAAUAUUCGGCGUUUGCUUUCCGAUUUGUUUAUAUGUUGAGUCUAAGCAUCAGCGGCCUAUCAUGCCUUUAAUCCUUUUACACAGCUCACCCCGGGCCAACCUAAUUUUCGCUAAUUUCAUCGCAUCUUUCUUACUAAAUGCGAUCCUAUUUAAUACCCCGUUAUUCUUCCAAGCCGUCCUCCUGACUAGCGCCACCACCUCUGGUCUCUACCUUGUCGUCCCUGUUGUCACAGCUAGCACAACCGGGACUCUAACCGGCUUCCUAAUAUCCGCAACGCGCCGCCUCAAAUGGCCCCUCGUCUGCGGCACCCUCCUGUACCUCCUCGGCACAGCCCUCCUCUCCGCCAUGCACCGCGGAUGGCCCGUAUGGGCGUACCUUCUAUGCCUAAUCCCCUCCUCUGCAGGUCAAGGCUUCCAGUUCCCGGGAACUUUCAUGGCGGUCCUAGCAGCUAGUGAGCACCGCGAACAAGCCGUCGUAACCUCCACACUUGUUCUAUGGCGCGCUUUGGGAUCAGUCCUCGGAGUCGCGUUCUCGUCUCUUGUCUUGCAAAACGCGUUAUUGCGAUACUUACUCGAGUACGUGAUUCCUCCCUCCGAUGUAUCAGAUGGAGAGGCCUGGAAACAGGCGCUUGUCGAACGUGUACGUGAAAGUGUGGAGGCUGUGGCUGCGCUGCCGCCAGGAGACACUCGCGACCAGGUGAUUGCAAGUUACGAAUCCGCAGUCCGCCUGACAUUUUUGUGCCUUGUUGCUUUUGCGGCCGUGGGCGCUUUGUUAAUUGCGCCUGUGAAACUGCCGAGAUUGGGCGGUCGGAAGUAA